AUGGAGGAGCUUCUGAAACACCACUUGUUUGCUACCCACGCGAUUGCUGCUGCUGGUUCCGUCACACUAGCUUCUUCUCUCACGCAUCCCCUGGACACGCUUAAAUCCCUUCUCCAGGUAAGCUGCAUUUAUGUGUGGAAGCUGAGUAGAUUUUAACUUAGAGCUGUAAGGCGAUCGUCUUCUAUCAACUUUCUACCCGUUUUGGUGGUUAUUCAAACCGUCAUAACGCCGGACAUGUUUGGCAUUGCGAUCGCUCUACUUGUCUUCUCUUUCUUUUCUACGCGUCUUUAACGAAUGGGAUUCUGAUUGAGUUACCUCUUGGUCUUUCGAACGGGGAUUGACUCACGAAAAGGUCGGUGCAGGUUAUCGCAAACAGACGAACCUUUCACAAGUGUUGGAUAGAGUUCGAUCCCUAUCAGGAUUUUCAGGUGAACGGAUACUGUCCGUCAUUCAUGUCUAUACGUUGUUCCUGUAAAAGUUUUCAUGAAAAUUUCUGUUUUAUCUGUCAAGUUUCUGGUAGACGCAGAUGAUGAUUUUAUUACUCGCUUAUUGUGCAGUAAUUUAUUUGGCGUGAAGAUCAUGUUUUGUUUUACCCAUGUUUUUUUCUAAUUAAUUUUUUUUGAUGGUAUGUCUUUCUAUAUACUCUAUUUAGUAAUUUUAUUUGUCAUGUUUCAUUGAUUUGUUAGGCUUAUACAGUGGGUUUGGUUGGUCAACAUUUGGAAGGAAUCUGGCAAUUGGUGCACGCUUUGGUACCUAUGAAAUUCUGACUGCUUUCUACAAAGGUACACUUUCAUGAUCAUGCUUUUAUUUUAGAAAUUCAUUAAAUUAAUUUAGCACUCCAAAGUUUUGUAUUUGAAAGUACUGAAAAACUUAUCCAAUAUAUUUACAACCAGCAAUGUAGUCGAAAAGUGUGUGAUUAGUGAUGAUCACAGCAGUCAGUGAAUAGAUUUUUAUUUGAAUUAUUCUUAGAGUUAUAGAUUUUUCCCCUCUCAAAAGGGCAUAUAUCAAGAUUUGGCUGAUAUCUGCACUUCGCCCGAGAAAUAACAUCGAGAGAUGCAGAUUGAAUGUAUUCUACCUGCCCAGCAUGUACGCAGCAUCCAUCGGCAAUAUCCAUGGCAUUAUCGUGGUUUCAAAGACCUGUUCUGUGUGCACAUGACUUUUUAAAAAAUGGAUCUUGGAUCGGGCCUUUAAAAAAUAUUUAAUAAAUUGAUCAUAUUCCAUUUAUGCUCAACCUAGAGAUUUUGGACGGAGGGAUGAUUGUAAUCAUUUCGAUGGCUCGUUCCCAUUUUGUUAAACCUGUUUUUGGACCCAAGCUGGCACAACCAAUUACCUGUCUAUUACCCUUAUCAUCAGAAAAGAAGAAAAAGAAGAACUAUCCCUCUUCUCUUUCUUGAAUAUCCUCCUUGUAGUCUGUUACUUCUUAGAGGCUGGACUUUUUCGUUGAUCUUCCACCUUGUGUUAUCUCUUACCCAGAAACAGAAGUUCAAUGACUAACCUUUAUCCUUUGGAGAUAGAUAUUUUUGAUGGAAAUAUAAAUACUAGCAGCAAAAGAGAGGAUUCAUCACUUUGAUCUGUUAGAAUGUGUUGGAGCGAAUAGCAGCCCGCACCUUCGAUCAUUCCAAGUAAGACUUUUGAUAGCCAACUCUCGUUUACCCUUCUUCCUAAGUGAAUACCUUCCGUCGGAUAUACCUUCCAUUGGGUCUAGACUCGGCCACUGCGCUCUGCCUGUUAAGUCCAUCCAUGGUAAUUAUUUUAUCUUCUAAUCUUGUCAUGUGGUUGCAUAUUUUUCUCCCCAACAUUAGGAAGAUUCCAUCUACGGGAACUACAUGACAAUCCCUUCUAUCAUGCUGUGUUGCAUGAGCCUUAAUAUAGGACAAGAAGAAAUGGUGAAUCCAUUUCAAAUUUGGACCCCAUGAAAGCCGCCUUAGUUGCGUGAUGCAAAUCUGGGAGUUUCCAUCCAAAAAGCAUUCCAUUUUUUUAAUUUUAUGGGCGCUAAAUUGAAAAAGUUACUUUGAGGUCUUAGUUUUCUGCUAUUGAAGUUUAUUUAUUGUAAUCAGUAUCUUUGCCUUCCCGCUUCUUCUUUUACUUUAUCUUGGAGGUUAGCUGCAGGCUGAUGUGAGAACUUCUACAAAAUUCCAUACGGAUCAUUAAUUGUUUGCCAUAAUAUCACAGAUGGAAGGGAGGAUAAUUAUGUGCUUGUUUCUGAGGCUCUAUCAGCGGGCUUUGCUGCUGGUGCAGUUGAGGCUUUUGUGAACACUCCAUUUGAGCUUUUUAAGCUCCGUGAACAGCUGAGCUCUGCUUCUUAUGUGGGAAAAAUUAGCCCCGGCAAGGUAGCGGAAGGUACAUCUGUGAUAUCAAAGUCACUGCCAAGUUAUACUCCUGAUAGAAGGGCAUGGAAUUAUACUGUUGGUCUCUUAUCUGUGCUUCCCAAACACUCCUGCAAUUUGGCUGAUUCUCUCAAAGAAUGUCCGUGGAUGCUAACUGGCUCGGGAAGACUUCCACUAGCCUCUGAGUUAAAGAGCCCUAUAAGUGUCAUAUCAUUGGAAGGUUUGGGGGCGAUAUGGAGAGGCCUGCGGCCUGGAAUAGCUCGCGAUUGUGUAUUUGGUGGUGUUUUCUUUUCAACCUGGCAAUUCUUGCACAUUGCAAUGCUCGACUGGAAAGCGGUUGAUAUGAGCCCUCCACCCAGGUUCAAAUGAUGACCCAGCUACAUUCUUUGGAGAAAUCAACUUAUGGAGUUUUCUUCCUUCUUUAGAUCUUUAUAGUCGACAGAUAGUGCCACAAUCCCGAUUUUCUAUUGUAGUUGUUGAGUUUUUUAAUCUCCUUAUUUCUUGGUUGCUCAUCUGCUUUCAUUCUGUUGUUAAUAAGCUUCUUGUCUCCCUUUAGCUUCCAUAUUGAUUUGAGAUUUCAUUUAUGUUUCGGUGUUUUCUCAAACCAUAUGAUCCUAAAAUUUCAGUUUUGUUUAACAAUUGUCAUUCUGCAGAAUCGUAUCACUAAAAUCCGCGAUGCCUGAAGCAGUGUCACAUCCAUUAGAUAGACAAACUGAGAAAUCCUGGUCUUGUAGCCAGAGUAUGAUCCGGAUGCUGGAGCCUGAAGGAGAAGACAAUAGCAGCAAUAUCAUUGAUGUGGAUUUAUAAAGACUUGGCAGUACUGCCGUCCACGGCUACUUUCUCUAUUACUCACAGGCUCCAACCACGUAUUUCCUUUAAACUGAAUAAAAAGAAACUCGACUCUUCUGCUACCAGUUGGUAUCGGCUCUAUGUGCCCUCAUCCCUGUAUAUGUGAAAAAGACCUGGAGAAGGAGUUAAUCUAGGGGGAUUGCAUAGUCUGGUGACUCUAUUUUCCAAACACGUUUAGGCGGGAAAGCUGUUCUGUGAAUGGAGUUAAUCCAUGUCAUUGAUAGGGUGGAAGAAUGGGCAAGGGUGCUUUCUGGUGUAGGGAGGAAUGGGUUAGAAGCAGCAUCUUAUCCUAUAUUUGUUCUUGAAUAGGGAGUUUUCUUAUCCUGAAGGAGUGCUUUCUGUACACAUGCGUGCAUCUCCUUAUUCAUUCCCUUAUUUAAGGAGUCCGUGGUACCGUCCACUUUCAAAACAAAAAUCCAUCUGAGCUUUUUGUUUUUUGACAGAAACAAAUAGUUAAUGAAUAGUUUUAACCCAUAGGAAUCACUUGUUGUGAAGUGAUUAAAUGCUGUAGAACUCUCGUACACUGCAGACUCGCAAAUUCCAACUGUUGAAUUCAGGAGAAGCCUUGGAGGGGAAACAUCCGUUUUUCUAUAGAAUAUACGGGUCAUGCCAUAUCCAAAAGAGUUGAUUGGUGAUGAUAAGUUUAAUCAGCCGAUACAUAGCUAAGAAACAGAACAAGUCAAAGAAAGCAAAAAACUAUGGGACAGGUGAUUUUAUUAUUUCUUCUUCGAGGAUUAUGCUUUUUUUUCUAGUUGAGUUUUUUAGGAAAGAGGUUGGAUAGAAAAUGCAGAAUGAACUAAGAUCACAUCAGAUGCAGACAUCUGGUUUAUUCGAGUUCCUCUCUUGGAUUGCUGUUUUUAGAUGCUGUUUGGUGAUAAAUAAUGGUCCAUGCUGUGGAAAGACCGACAAAAAGGAACACUUUGAAAUAGAUCUUUAUUUUUUGAUGGGGCAUCUGCUUUGUCGUUGUUUUCUCAUUUAUGUGAGAGUUGAAUAAUUUGAUAAUUGCUGUAUUUUCUUCGAUCUGUUGUGGCCUGUUUUUGAUGUGUCAGGAAUUGAUCAACGAUUUUCUAGUCAGCUUGGCAUAAAAUUUCUGUACUGAAUUUAUUUCAUUUUAAAAGAUAAUCCUCAUCCUGAUUACGCAAAAGCUGUUCUUUUUUCGACUGUAGUGAAAGGGUCGAUGCAUUAGUGCCAUACAUUAAUCUGGAAAUCAUUUUCUUGGUUGAUGCAUUACCUUCUUCAAUUUCCUCAUAAUUUCACUCUGUAAUAAUACUGAUUUUACAUAUUUUUUCUUUAUUAUUCAGGUCAAUUGAUGAGAUUGGCUCUGUGUCCCCUCUUUCUGCUUCUCUGGCGGCUGGUUUUUCUGGAUCAUUGGCAGCCGUUGCAUCCCACUGCUUUGACACCGCCAAGACUCGAUCACAGUGCAUAGUUAUCCCAAAGGUACUUGAUAUCAUCUAAACUUUUCCAAUUUUCAGACAGUAGCUAUCAACAGGAUUUAUAAUAUCUAUAAUUCCCAUAGUGCGAAAAUGGUAUUUUUUUAGUCAUUUAAAUCGGAGAUGCUAAUGUGCUGCUUGUGCAGUAUAUUUCCGUGGAAAGAAAGCUCUUGAGAUGGGAGGUUCCCGGGAACUGGCUGGAGAGGAAAACGGGCAUCUCUCCGCGAGACAGAAGCAUCCUGUUCCGUGGCAUUGGAUUGCGGAUGGCCUGUAGUGGGUUCGCCUCCUUUGGGAUCGUCGGAGGCUACUUGCUGGCUGUGAAAUACAUCCUCUGA
Spirodela intermedia is the source of this 4941-nucleotide messenger RNA. NCBI's taxonomy places the organism in Eukaryota, Viridiplantae, Streptophyta, Magnoliopsida, Alismatales, Araceae. The record is from the annotation of a GenBank genome assembly.